This is a messenger RNA of Peronospora farinosa, 285 nucleotides long. The record is from the annotation of a GenBank genome assembly. Lineage: Eukaryota; Oomycota; Peronosporomycetes; Peronosporales; Peronosporaceae.
AUGCGCACUAAUAAGCUAUAUGAUAAUGCACCUAAGUGCAUCUUCGAGGCCGAAGAGAUUCCCUUUGUAGGGUUCUUCAUUGGGAAGCGAGGCCUCAGAGCGGAUCCCGCCAAGGUCAAAGCCAUAGUCGAUUGGCCUGUUCCACAGUCUCAGAAGGACUUGCGUAAAUGGCUUGGCCUUGCCAAUUACUUACAUAAGUACAGCGAGAAUUACGCUGAUAUGGCUAGGCCAUUAUCUAAUCUUCUUAAAAAGGAUGUAGUAAUGGUGUUGGCAUUCCGAACAUGA